Messenger RNA from Xylaria bambusicola, 996 nucleotides. RefSeq lists its product as uncharacterized. Bases 1 to 996 code for a protein of 331 amino acids. The transcript has 4 exons. NCBI's taxonomy places the organism in Eukaryota, Fungi, Ascomycota, Sordariomycetes, Xylariales, Xylariaceae. The record is from RefSeq and is a predicted model, not a curated record.
AUGGAUCGCGAAGAUAUCAACUCCAUCACCUCCAGGAUUCGGGGCUACGUGGUGGCUUUGGCGCUAUUACGCUACAUCCAGGAAUCCCAGCCCAUUGGGAACCGUGAAUCAAUUGCGCAAAUCGCACAACGGAUUCCGGUGCUCCGGUCUCUCCUUGAAGGGACGAGUAGAUUACCAGUUCGACUACGAUAUGAUAGAAAUACGCCAAUCUUUCGUCCUGAGUACCGGAUACAAGAGCGAAUACCAAUUCCGGACUUUAUGGAGGUCUUCGCGGUUCAGUUGGCUGAGGUUGCCAGAGGCAGCCCGACAUCCGUCAACUUGUAUUCUAUGAUCCGUACCCAAAUUUUCUUCUCUGUCGCAUUGGUUUGGUAUGGCCGCCGCAACCCCUACGACCUCUCGUUUAUACGAGCAGCGUGGCAUAAAUUUGACGAGAUGGCAGCCGCGAAAAGCUCGGAAGGCAACAGGGGGCUUGAUAUCUCUCCAGAGCCCGAGUGGUUUUUCCUUGCUGAGUCAUUGGCUGAAGUAGCAAGGGGGGCAUUUUGGAUGCUGCAUUGGAUCAUAACUGAUAGCCAUAUCAACGCUGACUGCCUCCAUGAAAUCCAACAUUGUGUGCGGCAGAGAGGCUUAGCCUCUAUCUUGAACCUAGAACCAGUGUGCCCAAUUUUUGGAUCGACAUGUCUCGAAACCCUACGACACUUGGAUGUGGAUGUAUUGGAAUCCGCCGACAUGUGGGGACCAGGGUGGGACGAGUUUAAUCAUCUCCGCUUCUUUAGAGGACCUUUGACACGGGACGGAGCCGAAUGGGCGAUGUGCGAAUGCUUCGCACGUCGCCACAUGCAGCCACUUACCUUAGGAAUAGUGGCGGUGCUUCUUUUGCGUCUCGAGUUGACACCAUCUAGAGGGGACGGAGAUGUGGCAGAAGAAGAGUGGAAGGAAUGGGCUGAGCUGCCGGAGCCUGAACAUCCGUUCGAGGUAGACGUUACUUUGAGACUCUGA